Saprolegnia diclina VS20 is the source of this 683-nucleotide messenger RNA. RefSeq lists its product as hypothetical. NCBI's taxonomy places the organism in Eukaryota, Oomycota, Saprolegniomycetes, Saprolegniales, Saprolegniaceae. The record is from RefSeq and is a predicted model, not a curated record. The transcript has a single exon. Bases 36 to 635 code for a protein of 199 amino acids.
UGCGAUCGCACCCACCAGACCCCAAGAAGAUCGCGAUGGCUGGCUUGACAUCGCUGCACCACGGCCACCUCCCGCUCUGGCACAACCGCAGCGCGCCCGAAAAGCUCGAAACAACGCGCGUCGAGAUCGUUCGCUGCGCGCUUCGCUCCGACAUGACGUGCUCGCGCCGGGCGAAUGAAGACGCAGUCAUCUUCCAGCUCCGCGUCUUCCACGGCACGACGAGCCACGACGUCGAGAAGAGCUUCCACGCGUUCAUGCAGCUCAAGGACGACUUGCUGGCGGCGUUGGAGCCCGGCCACAUGUGCCCGGCGAUGUGCCCGUGGCUGUGGGAAGACCUUCGCAACAACUUUGACCGGCCCAAGAAGCACGGUAAUGUCCGCGCGUGGCUGCAGAUCCGGCUGCACCGCCACACGGCCGCGACCAACCAGAUCUUUCUCGAGCAUUUCCAGGAGCUCCUCGACUCGCUGCUGCAUUUGCUUCGAAAGGAGCACACCAAGUGCGACAAGUUCUCGGCUCUCUGCAUCGUCCUCGCCCGCUUCCUGCACCUCGUCGACCCCAACGCGGUGGACGAAGCACGACCGGCUUCGUUGUCGGAUCGUCACGAGCGCAAUCUUGUGUCGCGUGCCAGUAUUUAGAGGCAAUAGCUCGAAUUUGAAUUAUUUAUCAUUGGUUCUCUCGACCUC